AUGACGCAGUUUCAGAAGAAGGUCUUGGACAAGAUCCUGCGACUGUCGACUAUCACUGCAGACCACGGUGCUGUGGCAGCCGCAGUGGGAGCUGAGGCAGUGGAUACUGCGGCUAACGACAGUGAUGGUGCAGCAGCGAGAGCAGCCGCUGGGGACCACGAACAGGCGGUGGGUGGCGGAGAGGCUGCUGCCAUGGGCACACAUGCCGUGGAUGGUGGCACGGGUGGCGGCUGCACAGCAGGCGUCGCAGCAGCAGCAACCGCAGGGGGGGACACCGGCACGGGUCCCAGGCAGGGCGAGGCGGGCGUUGCCCAGGACGAAGAUACCACCAACUACGAUGCGUUCAAGGAGUGGGUCGGCGAGGUGCCAAGAGCGGCUAAGGGCGCAGCUGGCAAGCGCAGGCGGGGUGGCGGUGAUGACGACGACCUGGGUGCGAGGUCAGGGCGCAAGGUUGGAAAUAAACGGCAGAAGGGGAACAAGGGUGCAGGCCGGGGCAGGGGUGCAAGCAAGGGGACCACCAGAGGGCGUGGAUGCAGCAGCGGUGGGAGAACUGGGCGCGGGACAGGGCGCGUGGACAGCAACACAGGCGGUGGAGCUGAGGAGGCAUUGGUGUCUGGAGAGAACGAUGCAAUUCAGGACGAGGAUACCACCGACUAUGAUGCGUUCAAGGAGAGGGCCGGCGAGGUGCCAAGAGCAGCUAAGGGUGCAGCUGGCAAGUGCAGGCGGGGUUGCGGUGAUGACGACGACCUGGGUGCGAGGUCGGGGCGCAAGGUUGGAAAUAAAUGGCAGAAGGGGAACAAGGGUGCAGGCUGGGGCAGGGGUGCAAGCAAGGGGACCACCAGAGGUGCAGGGAAGGGUGGUGCAGGCAAGGGAGGGCAGAGGGGGCGGACAGAGGAGGGUAGCUCGGAGGGUGGGUCGGAUGCUGCACCGCGUAAAAUCCACCCGUAAUCACUGGGUCUUCACCCGUAAUUUUGCGUGUAAUUGGUUACAUGCGCCCGUAAUUAACCUCCAGCACCGCGUAAAAUCCACCCGUAAUCACUGGGUCUUCACCCGUAAAUGUUCACCUGUAUCCUUGUGCUCAAAUUACGGGACCCGUAACGUGUUACGGACCCGUAAUUUCUGUCAAAUUACGGGUGGAUUGACCCAAAAUUACGGGUAAAAUGACCCCCCUUUUCCCAGAGUGCGAGUGAACUGGUCCAUCCUGCACCACAAGCGCCAUUGUGGGUCUAACUCCUAUGCUUACGUAUCAUGCCUGUGCACUGAAGGCCUGCAUGUAACUCUGGCAAGCAUGCUACACCCUGACAUGAGCAUGUAC
Volvox carteri f. nagariensis is the source of this 1315-nucleotide messenger RNA. RefSeq lists its product as uncharacterized. The record is from RefSeq and is a predicted model, not a curated record. The transcript has 5 exons. The coding region runs from base 125 to 1159 and encodes 344 amino acids. Lineage: Eukaryota; Viridiplantae; Chlorophyta; Chlorophyceae; Chlamydomonadales; Volvocaceae.